UUGUGAAACCAGUCAAACCAAAGUUCAAACAGUUAUUACAGCUGUGCUAUGAGUGCUAUUGUAAUUUGUAUUAUUUUGUAAAUAGUUUUACGAGUUUAUAUUUAGACUUCAAACAAAGCAUUAUUCUGCCUUUUAUUCUUAAAGCAUAUUCGUCUCUAUCAAUACACAAUGGAGAAAAAUGGGAACCCUCCAUCUUACGGCUGGAAUAAUGGGCAUAUGCAGGCGCCUCCUGCGGCCCCUCCGAGUUAUUCACAAGCCGUGGGCGGUGUGGGACCCUCCAGUCCAUACACGCCCCAAUAUCCUCGUACAACUGGUCCACAAAUAGUCACGACAGUGGUGCCUUUGGGGCCACAAUCUACACACAUGAUAUGCCCCAGUUGCCACGGAGAAAUCGACACGGCCUCAAAGAAAAAACCGGGUCUCAUUGCAUAUAUAGCCGGAUCGGUCAUGUGUAUCCUGGGGUUGUUUUGCGGCUGCUGCUUGAUCCCGUGCUGCAUCGACAGUUGCAUGGAUGUGCAUCACGAGUGCCCCAAUUGUGGCGCUCACCUUGGCCGCUAUCGCCGGUAACGAGUCGGGCAUCAAUAAAUAAUUGAAUCUUGGGAAUAUUGAAACCGACUUGUAAUUAAAGCUCCACGUUCAAUUUCAGGUCUAAACACCUGCGUGUGAGCAAAUUAAUACUUUCUUAUCUAAUAAUAUUAUAUAAUUGUUGUAAUCUAACAAGACAGUCGGCCCAAGAACUAGGCAUCGGUCAGCGUUUUUGGAGGUUGUUUUAAACUCAAUGUUAACAUAGCUAACUCGGGCAGUCCUAAGCGAUGUCUUCUAUCUCAUCUUUAUAUUUUGUUGUACAAAUUUAUGGUAAGUCGUGAGGAUUUUUUGCCAUAAUCUAAACUUUUAUAAUUGAUAGUAUAGAUUAAAUAGUGGUCUAAGUUUUGUGUAGGCCUUACUAUUACCCUAUUUAUAUACAUAAGUAUGAGCCAUCUUUUACAAACUACUCCAUAGUUUUAUCAAAUGGAACGAUAUUCAAUCUCGAUCCAGCUUUAAUUAUACAAAUUGAGAAUACAUUUAUAUUUUUUAAUGAUAUAUGCAUUUAUAUGUAAUUUUUUAAGAUGUCGUCGAAGAUGACGUCACAAUACAUAUAUUUCUUAAGUACGAUUCGGUUAAUCGAUGUGUGAGUGCAAAGUUAAAACGUGGCCGUUAACUAUUUCGAUACUUGCGUGAACCGUUCAAUCGUGUUCAGAUCGUGUUAAUGUCGCGACUUUUUCAAACAUUGUUUCAUAUGUUACAUUUGCCCAAAAGUGUUUGUCACAUUAAGUAAAUCUUGUAUUUUGAUCUUGUGUAUGAUGAUGGUGUAUCAGUAUGCCGAGCGUUGGCAAGCUUUUAUAAAUAAAUUUCGUAACUUGAA
Pieris napi is the source of this 1402-nucleotide messenger RNA. Its product is annotated as LITAF domain-containing protein. Lineage: Eukaryota; Metazoa; Arthropoda; Insecta; Lepidoptera; Pieridae. The record is from RefSeq and is a predicted model, not a curated record. The coding region runs from base 169 to 567 and encodes 132 amino acids. The transcript has 4 exons. Gene Ontology annotation, molecular function: zinc ion binding.